AUAAUGGGGUAGCUUCAUUGCAAAUCUCGUGGAGAGCCAUGUUCAAGAAAACUCUACACACUGCCCAAACUUAAGACACCAGUAGUCAACAUGCCCACAUUCAAAAUUGCAAUUAUUGGUGCCGGUCCGUCGGGCUGUACUCUUGCUCGCCUUUUGCUCCACAGAAAUGUCGACGUUGAUGUCACCAUUUUCGAGAGUGAGAAGGCAAUAAAUUCCCGAACCCAAGGCGGCACGCUUGACCUUCACACAGCCAGCGGAAUCAAAGCUCUCCAACAAUGCGGACUGUACGACGAGUUCUUGAAGUUGGCCAGGUUUGAUGCAGAAGCUUUCCGGCUAUGCAAUAAGCAUAUGCAAUCCUUCGUUCACUUCAAAGGUACCAAGGACGCCAAAAACACGCGAGGACGACCCGAGAUCGACCGAAUCCAAUUACGGCAAUUGCUAUUGGAUGCACUACCUCAUGAUAUUAUACGAUGGAACCACCACCUGAAAUCUGUCGAAGAAAUCAACGGAAGAUACCAUCUGCACUUCCGAGAUCGACCUUCCGAAACUGGUUUUGACCUAGUGGUUGGAGGAGAUGGUUGCUGGAGCCAUGUACGCAGCCUUCUGACCGAUGAAAAGCCGUACUAUUCAGGAAUCUCAGGCGUAACCUUUCUAAUAUCAAAUCCAAAGGAUAUGCAUCCGGACCUGUACGAACUUGUUGACCGGGGUUCGCUGUUCGCGAUUGCCGACCACAGGAGCGUUAUGGCCCAGCAACUGGGCUCUGGCUCCAUAACUGUCUCAUACUGGAGCGUCCACCCUGAGGAUUGGGUCAAACAAUUCGAGUCUAGAAUAGAAGACGUCGAAUUCGUUAAGCAGAUUGUGCUUAAGGAUCUGGAGGGCUGGGACCCUAGACUGCGACAGUUUAUCGAAAGUGCCGAUGGCGGUGUCGUGCCGCGGAAUCUGUAUAUGCUGCCUGUGGGAAACAGGUGGAAGAACAGGCUCGGCAUCACACUUCUCGGUGACGCUGCCCAUGUCAUGACCCCAUUCGCUGGAGAGGGCGUCAACUUAGCGAUGACUGAUGCGAUGAAGCUGGCUGGGUUUAUCGAAACUGCGGCAACAGCAGGCACGACGGAAGCUCUAAUAACCAGUAUUAAAGCUUAUGAAGAAGACAUGUUCGAGCGGGCGAAGAUUGUCCAGAAACAAACCUAUGACAUGAUGAGCGCGUCAUUUCUUGAUGAUGGAGGCUUGGACAAGAACAUCGAGCAGUAUGUCACGACUGCGGCAGCAGAUGAGAUACCGGGUUUCUUAAAGCCCGUGUUCAGGAUGGCGGCGAAAUGCUACUUCAAAGUCUGGAGAUGGCGAAAUCCCAAUCCGGAGGCGACAUCGUAGACACUAUCUCUGCGAAAAAAAAUGGGCGUCGUAGAAAAGGAAAGUAGCGCUUUAAGGACUCGGUAUUCAACUAGGCAUUGGUGAAAAUACCCAAUGUAGAUAUUACCUAAAGCAAGGGCUCAUAAUCAUAUACG
Messenger RNA from Verruconis gallopava, 1502 nucleotides. RefSeq lists its product as uncharacterized. NCBI's taxonomy places the organism in Eukaryota, Fungi, Ascomycota, Dothideomycetes, Venturiales, Sympoventuriaceae. The transcript is spliced from 2 exons. The coding region runs from base 91 to 1368 and encodes 425 amino acids. The record is from RefSeq and is a predicted model, not a curated record. Gene Ontology annotation, molecular function: FAD binding.